CAACGGUUAAAAUUUCAUUUCUAAAUUUGUUUUCCAGUUACAAACUGUAGCAUAGAAAAAAUAUCCCCAAAAAUUGUUAUUAUUGACUUAUUUCUACUUAUAAAUGAAUUCUGGGCGCUGCUCCUUCUGAAGAAACACAUGGGUAACCUGUUUGUAUACGUGUUUCUUUUCUUUCUGCAGUUUUAGAAGUCUCUCUGUGUCAAUAGAGAUCACUUCCAGAGACUAGUCUAAACAAAUUCCAAACACGGCAUCCUCCAUUUAGAAAAUGGUGCUAAACAAUAUUAAAGAAAAACUGGACAGCUGCAGUUGAAUAGCUACCACUAAUUCUAUUAUUUUUUAGCUGCGGUAUCACAUCCUCUGGGAUCACCAGCGCCCUCUGCUUUGACACAGGCAUACUGCGGGCUUCACCUUCGCAUUUCUUGCAAUACAAAAUACUAAAUGGGUCACAAACUUGCACUGAUGUGAUCAGACAGUUGGCAAAAAAUUAAAAGACUGAAGUAAAUAAAAAUAGUGUAUUUUAUUACUAUAGAAGGACUGAAUCAGUUGCUACGGUUACAUGGACAAAAGUAAUUGGAAUAAACGCCUGAUCAGAACAAAAACGCGUCAUGUAAAUCCCCCGUUCGGAAUACUCUGCCCCGAUCAGAUUCAUUUGGAUCAAGAUUUCUUUCUGAUUGACAUAGGUGGGUUAUGCUCAUUGUUGAUCCGAUUGUGGUGCAUGUAAACAGUUUAUUCCAGUUGUGGAUCACUACUGCUCUGGCUUUUGCGUCAUCCGUAGAUGGUGUGGCACUGCAGAAGACACAAUCAUAGCUUCGUGUUUGCAGGAAGGGAAGGGUGCUUUGUUGCGGUGUGCACUCCAGAGAAGGUUUCGGAUCGUAGUCCGUCCGGCAGUCUGUGGGGUCUAAAGUGAAUGUUAAAAUUGGGGGGUGGGACCGGCGAGCGAUGAGCCCGGAUGCCCCCCUCCACCAGACCAUCCCCACAAAAUGAAUCAAGGUGUCUAAUAUGCGAGUAAAAGUGGAAUAGUGGGCAGGUGCCAACGUGACACUAAAGAGAGUCACCCCCGACCAGCCCCGCCAGCAUAUCCCACCCGUCUAAUUCCCGGAGCCCUAUGUGCAUGUGUGCAACAUUUGUUUGGGUGGGAGUGGGAAGGAGCAGGCGGAUGGGUACAUCGAGCAAGCCAGCUGCAGUAGGCGCCUCAACUCCCAAGGCGACCAGGCAGCCACGAGGCGGCCAGCCAGCCGCAGACAGAGGGCGAGACAGCGCCAGCGGAGAGAGACAGUCAGCAAGGAAGGGGCCGAGCGCUGCACCUGAGGGGCAGGAGGUCCAGCACCACCACUCAUGUCACAAUGAUUUAAUCCGAUUGAAAGUGUGGCUUAUGUUUACGUUUGUUAUAAUCGGGUGACGUUUUUCUGGGACCACUUCAAUUUUAAUCCAAUCUUGGAUCUGAUCAACUAAAUUUUUGUACAUGUAUUCGUGUAUUUGAACUGGAAAUUCGUAAAUUCUCCACAUUAUUUUUUACCAAAGAAACAUUGAAAACCCUUUUAGUAGAAAAAAGUAUAUUCAUUUUUAUUUUGUUUAUGUAUUUCUUAAGCUAUAUUCUGCCUCCCUUGACUGCAUGUCACUGGUGUGAGUCUUUAUAUAUGUGAAUGCGUGGGAACACUUCAGUGUGUUUGUGUGUGGAGAUUCCUUUGUCGACAUGUCUGACCAGUAAAAGUUUCUUCUUCUUCUUCCUCACAGACAGGGUGGAGCCACAAGGAAACUGGGGCUACGAUCUGAUGGGGUUGAUGUUUUGUAGAUUCUGGUUGCUGGUCCUGAUGAUGAUGUUGAAGAAUGUAGCUACUUCAGUAAAGCUCAUCAAAGUCACUGUGACCAGCGGUAAGAGCCUGGUGCUGUCUCCUGACCACCUGGAGGGAGUCAAAGAAGGCUGGGAUUUCAGGUGGACCCACUCUCACUUGGUCCUCAACAACCGGACUACUGAGUGUCCACAUGGACGCUGUGAGUUGCUGAAGAACGGAUCUGUUAGAUUCAGCCAAGUCCUGCUGGAGGACUCAGGAAACUACACCCUGGAGGUGUUUGAUGACAAAGGAAUACGCAAGAACAGGACUCGGUUCUUGGUGCAGGUGGAUGUGUCUUCAGGUUCCAGGAUUGAGAGGCCAGCCAUGCUCUUGUGGCUCCUCCUGUUGUUCCCACUCAUCAGCAUCAUCUUCUUCAUCCUAAGGAGGAUGAAGAAGAAGAACAUGAAGAAGAUGACCACAGGCCAGAAAGAGAACAAUGUCUAUGUAGAGAUGAAGAGUUGCAAUGGCCACAAGGAGAAGCAAAGAGAAGAGUCUGUCUAUGUUACCUGUCAUCCUGCUGUGAAACAAGAAGACAUAUGUGCGUGACAAGAAAUCAAAGCAGUUCAAUUUCCAUCUUUUUUUUUUUUGAAUAAUUAGCUAGAAUCCAAUGUUCAAACUGACUGCUGACCAAAAUACAGAUGAACCUUCAGCAGGAGAUGGGCUGCAUACAUACUGAAAACAGACACCUUUCAGAAUCAUUACCAAGAGUUCCAGCUCAUCAAAGAGACACAGCUUACUAAAGAUGAAAGCAGCUGGUAAAAACGUGUGAACAAGUUUCAUUUUCAGGUCGCAUUUGAAGCUGCAGCCUCACUCUGCACACACACAUUACACGCACACACAUUACACAGUCCCAGCUGAAGAUGGACUUUAGCGUUGUUCACACCGUUCAAACCAUAAUUCUUCGCCAAACUCCGGAAACCCCCUGCCACACCUCUCCACAACGCUCAAAAUGCCCUGCUGCCAGACCGCCAUGUCGCUCAAAACACGCCACACGGUCUCUGAAUGCAUCUGUACAUUCACAGCACUAAACUGGACGCCCCUGAUGCCUGAAUUGUAAACACAGCUUCAGACUCCAUGACUGCUGUUCUCUUUGUACCUGUUAAACUGAUUUGGAUUCAGUUAGGUUUGCUUCUAACUGUGCUUCAAACAGGAAAUAAAAGUAUCCCCCCACUGGUCAACACUGGAAAAUUGAAAUUUGAUCUAGAAGGAAAAGAAAAUUCUACAUUAAAGUUUUUUUUUUAGUUUCUAGGCUAAUUUAAAGCCUCAAUUGGGUCAAACAUAUUUGGCUGAUUUUACUCCGCCCACCUCCACAGUUUUCCAAACAUGUACUGUUCAGCAUGGCAACAUAAAGGGACAGUUUGGUAGAGUCUGGCCAUGGCUGCCCAUUAAAAGGCACAUCAGUUAUCGCAGAAGUUUGACCUUUAAAGUGUUAAAAAAGGGAUUUGAAACCCACACUGCUUCUGAGCAAAGUUACAGGUGUGCUACAGAUGAAAGAUGCUCAAAAAAAAUCUCUGUUUUUAGAUAUUCACACCAACAAGUCUCAGAUAAGCCAGCAAAACAGUGAUAAGUAUGAUGCCCAGAAAAAUGAGACAGUCAGCAGCAAGGAAGGGUGCCAAUCCCGAGGGGCAGGAGGUCAAGCCCCACCAAUCAUGCCCCGACAUUCCUAAGGACUAGCCGCAGCUCGUUCUUCCAGAUUGAACUCUUAAACUGUUGCAAAUCUCGUGAGCAAGAGACGUUCUCACCUGGACAAAAGAAUUGCAUUCUUGUGAGAUUAAUCAUAUUUGUCUGAACCUACUUCAGAAAAAAAUCAUAGAACUUUCUCUGGAAAUAAAAAUCAAAUCACCUGUAUUCCAAAUUUCACAACCCAUGAACAACAACAAAAAUGAUAUCAUAAUAGUAGCCCUUACAGUUAAUUUCAGGUCAUUUUCAGUUCAUUAUAGGCAGAAUGUCUUAAGGAGAUGACUUGCUCACUCAAUACAAAGGAUUCAAUAACAUUCUGCUGAUAGAGGCGUCUGAGAUAAAAACAGGUACUAAGUAUGAUGCCCAUCAUCCUCAGAAGAGGAGAUGUCACAUAAGAAGAGGUGGAGAACAAAGCUCAGAGGAGCUCCAUCAUUAUGAUGAAUGUGGUAUUAUCAUCCUCUGGUUUAUGACUUGAAUAAAUGUAAUUCUUGAUUUUCAAGCUUUUAUCUUGAGAACUGAUAGAAGGUUGUGUUUCUAUAGUUGAAGCUUCUCUUUGAUGCUGCCUGUUGAAAGCAGCAUUCAGAAAAAUCCCCUGAAGCAUUGAGGAAAAACUGCCUCUUACUUCAAAUAAAUGUAUGCACAAAGUGCCAUUUUACAAUUGAGGGCACAUUAGUUUUUACUGUAAGGUCAUGUGACUCAAAGCACUUUCCCUUUCAUUGACCCUGGAUUAAUAGAACUUUAA
Messenger RNA from Oryzias latipes (Japanese medaka), 4254 nucleotides. The record is from RefSeq and is a predicted model, not a curated record. NCBI's taxonomy places the organism in Eukaryota, Metazoa, Chordata, Actinopteri, Beloniformes, Adrianichthyidae.